Messenger RNA from Eucalyptus grandis, 1222 nucleotides. Its product is annotated as bZIP transcription factor 60. Gene Ontology annotation, molecular function: DNA-binding transcription factor activity. Gene Ontology annotation, biological process: regulation of DNA-templated transcription. The transcript has 3 exons. The record is from RefSeq and is a predicted model, not a curated record. NCBI's taxonomy places the organism in Eukaryota, Viridiplantae, Streptophyta, Magnoliopsida, Myrtales, Myrtaceae. The coding region runs from base 95 to 1000 and encodes 301 amino acids.
UCCAUCCACAAACGAAGACGAAAACAUUUCUUACCUCACUUUAUUUUUUAUUUUAUUUUUAUUUUCUUCUUCUUCUUCUUCUUCUUCUGUUCUAAUGGAGAACCCAGAUUUACCGGGAGAUGACUUAGCAUUGGAAUUCGAUUUCCAGAGCCUGUUCGACGAAUUAUCGCCUGAUGCUGCGGGCCUUCUCGACGCCAGCGAUGUCGAUGCUUCGUCUCCGGGAUCGCUGUCUUCGUGGAUCGGCGAGAUCGAGGGCAUGCUGAUGAAGGACGACGAGGAAGCCGUCGCCGUCGAGCCGAGUCAGGAGGUCUUCGAUCGCUUCUUCGCCGGCUUGCUCGUUGAUUCCCCCGAGGGCGGACCGGCCGAGGCGACCGACGGCGCGAGCGACAAGGAGUCCAAUUCAUCCGACGGCGGCGGCGGCGGCGGCGGCGAACGGGAUGAGAAGCUGGUCGUCGGAGAUAACGAGCUUUCCGAGGACGCUGAUGAUGAUGAUCCCGUCUCUAAGAAACAGAGAAGGCAGCUCAGGAAUAAAGAUGCGGCGGCUAGGUCGAGGGAGAGGAAGAGAAGUUACGUGAAAGAGCUGGAGAUGAAGAGCAAAUAUAUGGAAGGGGAAUGCCGCAGGCUGGGGCGGUUGCUCCAGUGCUUUGUGGCUGAGAAUCAAGCUCUGCGUCUGAAUUUGGAGAAUGGCGGUGCGUAUGGUGCUACCAUGGCCAAGCAGGAGUCUGCUGUGCUCUUGUUGGAAUCCCUGCUGUUGGGUUCCCUGCUUUGGUUCCUGGGCAUCAUGUGCCUGUUUACCCGGCCCGUGUCUCUCCAACCGUGUCCGGUGGCUCCGCCACUGGAAAAUGUCGGAGAGAAAGAUCUGAGAAGCUGGGCUCCAAGAGGAAUAAGAGGUCACGCGUUUGAAGUAUCGGCAGCACAUUCUUUCGUCAUGACCAGGAGAUGCAGAGCUUCAAGGACAAAGAUGAAACCAUGUUAUCUCGUUCCUCGAGCUUUGGCAUGAGGUGAUCUUUCGUUCGUGGGAUGUGUCACUUUUGAUGAUCGUCAUCUAGAAAACCUAAAAGAAGCCGUCCGGGCUCUUGUUAAUUUUAGUUUUCCUGUUGGGUUUUUGUAAAUGGAGUGACUUGAGAUUGCUAUAUCGAUGGUUACUGUUAGUAUAAACAUAUCCUGCCUCAUCUUGGUUCGUCCGAGCUACCGUCAUCGUGCUAUUUAAAACUCUUAUGCA